Molecule: messenger RNA, 1695 nt
Organism: Leptopilina boulardi
Lineage: Eukaryota; Metazoa; Arthropoda; Insecta; Hymenoptera; Figitidae
Gene: SerRS
Product: serine--tRNA ligase, cytoplasmic
Exons: 5
Coding region: 108-1586 (492 amino acids)
Biological process (GO): seryl-tRNA aminoacylation
Cellular component (GO): cytosol
Molecular function (GO): tRNA binding; serine-tRNA ligase activity; ATP binding
Source: RefSeq, a predicted model, not a curated record
AUAUAUAGUCGAAGCCAUUCCACACACGUGGUGAUUAUCUACUCCAGUUGUCAAAAAAUUAAUAAUUUUUUUCUCUCUCAAAAAAAAGCAAAAUAAAUCCAUAAAAAAUGGUAUUGGAUUUAGAUCAGUUUCGUGAAGAUAAAGGAUUUAAUCCUCAACUUAUUCGCGAUUAUCAAAAGAAACGAUUUAAAGAUGUUGGAUUAGUUGAUUCGGUUGUGACAAAAGAUACAAUUUGGCGACAGCUGCGUCAUAAAGCUGAUUGUUUCAAUAAAUUAAAAAAUCUUUGUAGCAAAGAAAUUGGUGAGAAAAUGAAGAAAAAAGAAUCCCUCGGAAAUGAUGAAUUACCACCGCAGGAAAUAAUUGAUAAUUUAAGUCAACUUACAUUAGAUCAACUUAAAACAUUAACAAUUAAUCAAAUUAAAAAACUUCGCGAUUAUUUGGAUAAGGAAAUUGAAAAUAAUAAUAAAAAUUUAAUAAAUACUGAAACAGAAAGAAAUGAAGCACUUAGAGAAAUUGGUAAUGUACUUCAUGAUUCAGUUCCAAUUAGUAAUGACGAAGAUGAAAAUAAGGUCGAACGCACAUAUGGCGAUUGUAUGCAACGUAAAAAAUAUUCACACGUUGAUUUAAUUCAUAUGAUCGAUGGAAUGGAUGGUGAACGUGGAACAACUGUAUCUGGUGGUAGAGGAUAUUUUUUAACUGGUGCCGCUGUUUUUUUGGAGCAUGCACUUAUUCAAUUUGCCCUUAGAAAAUUAUUUGACAAGGGCUAUAAACCUUUGUAUACGCCUUUUUUCAUGAAAAAAGAAGUUAUGCAAGAAGUUGCGCAAUUAACUCAAUUUGAAGAAGAAUUAUACAAGGUUACGGGAAAAGGAAGUGAACAAGAAAGUGAUAAGACAAUUGAUGAAAAAUUUUUAAUUGCUACAUCGGAACAACCAAUUGCCGCUUUUCAUAGAGGUGAAUGGAUAGCGGAAAAUUUAUUACCAAUUAGAUACGCGGGCCUCUCUACAUGUUUUCGACAAGAAGUUGGCUCUCAUGGACGAGAUACAAGGGGAAUAUUUCGUGUACAUCAAUUUGAAAAGGUUGAACAAUUUUGUUUAACAUCGCCUCAUGAUAAUAAAUCGUGGGAAAUGAUGGAGGAAAUGAUAUUAAAUGCCGAAGAAUUCUAUAAGGAUUUAAAUGUUCCUUAUCGAAUUGUAAAUAUUGUAUCGGGUGCAUUAAAUUUGGCAGCAGCUAAAAAAUUGGAUCUCGAAGCAUGGUUUCCAGGUUCCGGUGCAUUUAGAGAACUUGUCUCUUGUAGCAAUUGUUUGGACUAUCAAGCAAGACGAUUACUUGUUAGAUAUGGACAGACAAAAAAAAUGAAUUCAACAACAGAUUAUGUUCAUAUGUUAAAUGCAACAAUGUGCGCAGUAACAAGAGUGAUUUGUGUUCUUUUAGAAGUGAAUCAAACUGAAACUGGAAUUAAAAUUCCCGAGGCAUUGUCACAAUUUAUGCCAACGCAAUAUCAAAAUGAAAUUCCAUUUGUUAAAUCAGCACCAAUUGAUGUUAUUGAAGGUAAAAAACAAAAGAAAGUUCAAAAUUCGGUAAAAUAAUUUUAGUACUAAAAUGUUUUUUUCAAUUCGAUUUGAUAUUUUAAUUGUUUUUUUUUUUAUCUUACAAAAUGUAUAACUUUAAUCACAAAAUAAAAUAUUUACAUACAAA